Lates calcarifer (barramundi perch) is the source of this 3317-nucleotide messenger RNA. It is a transcript of the gene pnrc1, whose product is annotated as proline-rich nuclear receptor coactivator 1. Gene Ontology annotation, biological process: nuclear-transcribed mRNA catabolic process, nonsense-mediated decay. The transcript has 2 exons. Gene Ontology annotation, cellular component: P-body; nucleus. Bases 289 to 1110 code for a protein of 273 amino acids. The record is from RefSeq and is a predicted model, not a curated record. Lineage: Eukaryota; Metazoa; Chordata; Actinopteri; Centropomidae.
CUUCUGCUUUUACGAGCUUACUAGCACAGACGCGCCAUCGCGGAGUAAGACGUCCAUCGAUCAUUUUAACAGCCGAAAUAAUCAAAACCCGACUAGUUUCCACGCAGGAACUUUUGAGACGACAAUAUAACGUUUUAAUCGUUGAGCAGUUUUUUCUUCGGGAGGGCAACUUGGAUAUAAAAGUGUAUUAUCCACUUAGCUAACUGUUAGCUUGUGACGUUGUUAGCUAAAACAACUGAGCUGCAGAGGAAUUUAACAGCCCGUUUAUGUUUUCGCCACUUCAGAGAAAUGUUAGACGGAUCUCCGGUUCACAGCGAUGAAGCCAACAUCGGCAACGUCGAAAACAACAACCCGGUAACGUUGAUUUCCAGCGGCGAUGGGGUGAACACGGGCAACAAAGCGAGGCAGGCGCUGCUGAAGAAAGGAGGGAGGAAGCUGCGGACGACGGCGCCGCUGCACCAUCAGAAACCUGCGAGAAACGGUCCCAGCAUACACCUGUCCGACCACAACAACAACAACACGCUGACGGCUUCACCUGCGAACAAACCUGCGGCUCAGCCCGGUACCGAGCUCCCUGCCGGUACACAGACCGUACUGACCCUCCAUCAUCUCAACCAGGGGGCCAAGAAAGAGCUGCUGAAAUCCAAAGGUGGUAGAUCGGAGCGAGGGGCCGUGCAGCCAGGAAGCCAAACUGCCCGCAACCUUCCCAGACACGAGCAAAUGACCCAAAAUGUGAACGCCCGGAGCCACAAGCCCAAGCAGGACCAAACACCAGGUGCUUCUCACACUACAAAGAAGAAGGAUCACAGCAGCCCCAGUAAGCCCUCCCCUCUUCGCCAGCCUUCACCCCGAGAGCAGAAAAAACCUCUCCAUGCCUCCAACAACGUGAAGAUCGUGAGCGCACCGCCUGCUGAAACUGCGCCCGAAUACCUCAAAGAUGGUGAGAAAGUCUAUGCUGGAGCUAAGUUCAGUGAGCCGCCCUCACCCAGUGUCUUACCUAAACCGCCCAGUCACUGGGUCGGAGAAAACGAGCCUCAACAUAGCAACCAAAGCCGAGAGCAAAUGACUGUUCAUUUAAAGUCGCUGCUGAAGGUGCAAGAUACGUCAUGACCACAGUCUGGAUUUUCAAAUUGGAGCUGACCUAUCCGAAAUCUGAUUAAUGAUGAACGCCAACGAUUGGAAAAAUUAUAAUGCGAUAAAUGGAGUUUGGCCUUUAACACACUGCAAUAAAAUGUAGGGAGUUUUUAUUAACUUAACUACAAUUUCCCAUUAACCAACACGCUGCCUGCAUUUGUGAACAUUUUGGAGACGCUGUGUUGUUGCUGGAGAUGUGACUGACAUGCUGUGUAUGUCAGGAGUUUGUCAAAUAUUUUCUGCCUUUUUGUUGACAGGGGAAAUAGAAAAUAAGAUUGAUUGUGAUUGAGUUUGUGAGCAGACUGUUAUUUUGAAGAGGAAAACGUGAAAGAAAGAGCGCAGAAAGAGUUUGAGGUCGUCACCAGCAGCAGCACGAUCAGUGUCUCCUGUUUACAUAUUGCAACACGAUGAUGGCACUUUUCUUUGUGAACACUUUUGAAGAGGCAGCCUUGUGUUCAUUGUCUUUUUAAAGAGCUUGUGUAAAUGUACAUAAUAUAUUGUAAACAUAUAUUUGUGUAUAUUUUUCCUUGUUAUUUUAACUGAGAUUAUAGUUUUGUUACUGAGAUUUUUUCCACAAAAAAAAAAAGAAUGAAAGAAAAAGUUCCCUGCAAACUGAGGCACUUUGUUAUAGCUCCUUCAGUGUGAGGCACAGUGGAUGUAAGAGAGACUCUUCUUACUGAUUUGCACUGAAAACAAAGAUUGGGAAGGGCAGGAAACCAAACUUUGAUGUUCCAAAGCUUGACCAGCCACUUUGAUGAAUUCACCAGCCAGCUCAGAGCACAGGAGAGGACCUCCAGGUCCUGGCUGGUUACCUUUCAAAAUGGCUCGGAUAGCGGACAAAUCAAAAAGCCACGGUUAAAGUUUACCUGCCGGUGGCUGAAGUUCUUCCCCUUCACUGAACACGGGUCCAGCUGAUGAAAAACCUAGCGUCAAAUCAGGGACUUGUGAAGCUGAUGAGGCUGUCGAAGCCUCAGCAAACUGAAGAGAUGACAAUGUGAAAAGUCUCACAACCAGCUGCUGCAGAGAGCCAGUAGCCAGCAUCCAGACCGAGUGCUUUUUGUUUUACUUUUAUUGCACUGAUCCAGAGUACGUCCACAUUAAUCCGGCUAAAUUUAAAAACACAUUUUUCUUUCCGUUCUCCACCGUCUGUCCUCAUCCUGAGGCAGCCUUUAAAACACCAGCUGAACAGGACAAUCUUUAGUUGCCUCUAUUUUUCUUUUUGAUCACUCAUUUUAAUACUACAACAGAUCACACAACACAUCUGUUGUUACUGAACAGCAUUAGUGUUCAUUUUGUCAGUAUGUCACACUUAGCCGAAACGAUUAGUCAAUCAACAGAACGAUGAUCUGCAGCAGCUCUGAUGAUGUGUUAAUUGUUAACAGGCGCUGGUUCCAACGUCCAAAAUAUGAGCAUUUGUUUUGUUUUUCUGUUUUAUAACUGAAUAUCUUUGGACUAUCGAUCGAACAAAACGAGGUCACUUUGACAUAUUGAUUAAACAGUAAUAAAAAUAAUGUUAACAUUUAGUGUUUAUGACCAGCUUUUAAAUCAUGAUUCUAUACUUGUUCUGUUUUCUGGCAGUAGAAACAGAAACAUAAAUAUUAAGUGAGGACAAAAUACAAAAUAGGUGAUUGCAAAGAGGAAACAGAUGAAAAAUUUAAAGGGGUUUGGAGCCACUCCUUACCAGAUAUCAGCCGCGAUAUCUGGUUCAUUGUUUGCUGAAUGAAAACAUUAACUGCGUUUUUAAAAAUUACACGGCUUCAUGUGGAUGUAGUCUUACUUUGUUUGUCAUACUUGUUUUCACAUACCUCUUCUUUACAUUUUCAUUUCUUCAACUUCAAAGCACAUUUAUGUUUACCAGGAGCAGUAUGUGUGGAAUUUGUCACAGCUGAUCUUGCGAUGAUGUCCCACGUGUGUUUUUCUUUCUCUUUUUUUUACUGACAUGGUUUCUGUGGAUGCAGGCAGCUGCUGGAUCUUGUUUCUUGACCUCUGUGACGUCAUGUAAAUGGAAAAUUGUAUUAAUGUAGCAAAAACUGCCCAUGUUAUUGCAGUGUUUUAACAUUAUUUCAUUCCUGUCCAUUCCAAGAAUAUGAUUAACAACUCACCUCCAUCUCACAAUUUGGAAAAACAAAGGUUUUUAUGAAGCUUUUCAUAUCUAAAUUAAAUUAAAAAAUUGGUUACCCCUA